AUGGCGCCUCGAGACAUUUUUCACGCACGCGCAAAACGCGUUUUUCCUUCUUUCUUUCAACGUGGUUUAUGAGAGCGAAGGAUGGCUCCCAGGUACGAAUUGGCCGUAGGCCUCAACAAAGGUCACAAAACGACGAAAAUCCGAGUGGCGAAAAACAAAUCCGAAAAGGAAAAAACCGUUGCUAUCCGCCCAGCCAGGCUAAAGGGGCGUCAAACAAAACACAGCAAAUUUGUUCGUGACUUGAUCCGUGAAGUCACCGGGCAUGCUCCUUAUGAGAAGCGUGCUAUGGAAUUGUUGAAGGUCUCCAAAGAUAAGCGAGCCCUCAAAUUCUUGAAGAGGAGGUUGGGAACUCACAUUCGUGCUAAGAGGAAGCGUGAAGAACUUGGUAACAUUCUUGUCCAGAUGAGGAAGGCUGCUGCUCACCAUUAGUAGCUUUUUGUAAGGAUAUACAUUUUAAGUCAAUAAACAUCUUUUGGCAAA
Molecule: messenger RNA, 480 nt
Organism: Belonocnema kinseyi
Lineage: Eukaryota; Metazoa; Arthropoda; Insecta; Hymenoptera; Cynipidae
Gene: RpL36
Product: 60S ribosomal protein L36
Exons: 4
Coding region: 82-429 (115 amino acids)
Biological process (GO): cytoplasmic translation
Cellular component (GO): cytosolic large ribosomal subunit; ribosome
Molecular function (GO): structural constituent of ribosome
Source: RefSeq, a predicted model, not a curated record